UCAACAAGUUGAACAACUAAAUAACCAACUAACGGAAGCGGAACAACAAGCUGAGCAAAAGAGAUUGGAAAGUGAGAUUAAGAGUAAUUUAAUUAGAGAACAAAAUGAGAAAAUUAGUCAACAAACUAACCAGUUAACUAAUUAUCAAAAUCUUUUACGAACUGCGGAAGAGAAUUUGAAGAAGGGACAAGAGAUUAUUCAGCAAAAAGAACAGCAAUUGGAGAGAUUGGAGGAAGAAAAAGAAAGCAUCCAGCAAGAAUUAGCAAAAACAGAGGAUAAAAUAAAGGAAUUGGAACAGUCUUUAUUGGCGGCUAAUUCUAAAAUAGGGCAGUUGGAAGCGAGGAUUAAGGAUUUAGAAAAGCAGAGUGAUAAUUCAGAAGAAUUGGAAAGGUUGAAAAAAGAACUUGCCACUGAAAAGCAAAAAGGUCAGCAAGAGCGAAGUAAAUCCCAAAGUGAGAUAAAGAGAUUGCAAGGGGAAUUAGCCACUACUAAAAAAAGGGAGGAGGAAUUAGCAGAGAAGAUUAAGGAAUUAGGGGCUAGAAAA
This is a messenger RNA of Racocetra fulgida, 544 nucleotides long. Lineage: Eukaryota; Fungi; Glomeromycota; Glomeromycetes; Diversisporales; Gigasporaceae. The record is from the annotation of a GenBank genome assembly.